Messenger RNA from Anoplophora glabripennis (Asian longhorned beetle), 1940 nucleotides. RefSeq lists its product as uncharacterized. The coding region runs from base 35 to 1840 and encodes 601 amino acids. The record is from RefSeq and is a predicted model, not a curated record. The transcript is spliced from 6 exons. NCBI's taxonomy places the organism in Eukaryota, Metazoa, Arthropoda, Insecta, Coleoptera, Cerambycidae.
AAAUAUACCUAUUUUUUGAGAAAAGCCAUUUAAAAUGGAUAGAAAUGAAAAAAAUAUUCAACCAAGUACAUCGGAUGGUAAAGAAAAUAAGAGUGAUUCAAGAAAAUAUAAUUUUUAUAGAAAGCCAUCAAUAAAGAAAAAAGGGCCAGAAGUAAGACAAACUCUUACAAGUUACAAGAGAAUGUUAAAAGCUAACCCUUUAUUGAAACAUGAACUGGAAGGAAAAGAUUUAUCUUUAUUGAGUAGACAGUCUCAAAUUUCUGGAAGUGGUCAGAAUAAAACUAAAAAUACAGCUAGCACAAACAAUCGACCAGAAAAACAGUCACUGCAGGCAAAUUUUAACGAAGGGAAACCUUUAAUUACAAAAGUUCAGAGAUCACAAUCAGUUAAGAACCCUCCAAAAUCAUUACAGCCUGUGAAAAAAGAGGCUUCAUCUAUUUUAUGUGGAAGUAAACAACUGAGAGGUAAAAAUAUAAGUUCCACGAAUAUCUCAAGACAAUCCAACGUUGACUUUAAUCCAUGCACAUCAAGAUUUUUAUGCUCAACUCGUUUAGAAAGUAAUUGUUCCAAAACUGCAAAAGAUAUCGUAGCAAGUUGUAAAACUGAUAAACAGAAGAUCAGAACCCAAGAUAAUCCUGUUUCUAACAGUGGAAAAUCAACAGAUCUGAAUCAUAAUGAUAGACCUACAAAGAAUAAACCAAUGAGACGAUCAUUGUCUGCUCAACACUUUGAGAGGAAAAAACGUGGUGGCACUGUUAAAUUUGGUCAACGAGAUCCUUUUGCUCGUAUUGAAUUUUCUCAAUCAAUGGAUGACGUUUCAAAACUAAAACCUUCCACCAUUCAACAUGACAUAUCACCUAUAGCAGAAAGCAGCCGGGAAUCAAGUAUAGUUUUUAAAACUCCAUCAGCUUAUGAACGGCGAAGCAUUGCUAAGUCUACUCCGAAAUCAAUUCUCAGCACUCGAAGGUCGCUGUACCGUCCUGCGACACCAUUGCCUUCCUUAUAUGACUUACAGAAGAGAUUAAACGACUGGCUGGUAAAAAGGGGAAAAAGUCUUGGUUCUUUCCACCAUUUAAAAUGUUUUGGAGAACAAGAUAAGGAGUUAGAAAUUGUAGAUGAAGAGAACAAAGAAAACAUUGAGGUCAAUCAAGAUUUAAGUAAAGGUAGCUACGAAGAAUUGAGAAUUGAACAUUCAAAUUAUGAGUGUCCUUCAGAAAGUACUACUGCUAAGCCGUUGGUAUUGAAUGACGGAAAUGCCGAGGGUAUUGCUAAAGCGGCCUUGGAAGAUUUGGUAAAAUUAAUACAAGAUGGAUAUCCUAGGCCACAGUGCGAAGGGUGGUUGGAAUUAAUUCGACAAAAAUAUCAGAAACUCGAAGAGGAACCUCAGUAUUGGGAGUGUCGAGCUGCCAUCGAACAGUCCAGAGGUAAUAUUAGUAACGCUGUCCAAUGUUAUCGAACUGCCAUUGUUCAGGGAGCAGAGAUUCAAUCUGUCGAUGAAUCCCUCGACAUUCUCCUGCAGAAGUUCAGUCUGUUAAACAUCAGCACUAAAGAUGUCGCGAAUGAAAAAUCUGUAAAUGAAAGAGCAAGGAUUGUGAAAGACGCAAGGAACGUCUUUAAGUCGUCCAUCAUUCAAUUCGCCGUCCAAGAAAGGAAGUUGAAAAAGGAUGGAAGCAUAAAAAAUGAAAAAAAAUUUGUAGCUACGCCAGUUAGAAGAAGUACACGACUUUCUAGAUCUGCUUAUACUUCUACACCUAGCAUCAAACUUUGUUCUUCCCUUCAAGAAUUGGAAACUACCGAUAGGGAAAUGUUGGAUUUCAAAAAGAAUAAAGCGCUUUUAUAAUUUUUUUGUUUAUUUUAACAAUCACUAACCAAAAAUUAAUGUAUAUAACGUUGUUUUUAAUCUAAACUUAUUUACUUAAUAUUGCAUCUACUAAAAUAUG